Molecule: messenger RNA, 848 nt
Organism: Cladocopium goreaui
Lineage: Eukaryota; Dinophyceae; Suessiales; Symbiodiniaceae
Source: the annotation of a GenBank genome assembly
GAUCGGUCGACGUCAAUGUGGUUGACACAGUGCCCAUGGAACUUUCUCCCUUGGCUGCUGCUGCUUCUGCUGACGCUGCUGCCCGGGAAGAGCCCAGCCCCCCCACAUCCCAGAUAGCUGUGAAGGAGCAACUGUUCCCCAAGCAGGAAGAGGCGAUGGAGAUCGCACAGGGCAAACCCUUCCCCGAGGUGACUCCCAAACCCAAUGAGGGUGAGAAGGAACAGGAAUUGGGUGAGGAAGCAAAGGCUACAGGAAAGGUUUCGCAGGUUGGGUCGGUGCAGGAUCAGGAAGGUGGCUACUCAGAUGUGUUGGAUCAACCGGAGGCUGAAGUUACGCGGCUGCAGCAGCAAGCAAGGAAGAGGGAUCUUGAUGACAAGGCUCGAGAGGCGAAAGGGAAAGGAAAAGGGAAAGCCAAAGGCCGGGGGCGGGGUCGGGGAAGGGGGAGGAACGGCAAGGGAAGGGGCAAGGGAAGGGGCAAAGGAAAGCAACCAAAAACCAGCAAAAGCACCAAGGCGAAGGCGAAGGCCAAAGCCACAGCUAAGUCUAAGUCCAAGAAGCCACAGGCUGAGGCAGCUGAGGCAAAUCCAGGUGAUGAGGCUGGUGAGGUUAAGAAGCAAGGUAAGAGAAGCCGUGCCAAGGCGACCAUCCCAGAGCCAGCCCCUGCCCCUGCCAAGAAAACAAAGACCAAGGAGAACAACCCCACCUUCGCAGGCAGGUACAAGCCAACAACGGAAACCAUGGGUCGGGUUUGGGAGGCUUUGCGCAGAAAGUACAUGACCGACAUGGUUCCCCAAUUGCGUGCACCUUCCAAGUUUCAGGCCGGGGGGGUUCUAACUAAUUCAGAGUAG